This is a messenger RNA of Alosa alosa (allis shad), 4742 nucleotides long. It is a transcript of the gene ush1ga, whose product is annotated as Usher syndrome 1Ga (autosomal recessive). Gene Ontology annotation, molecular function: protein binding. NCBI's taxonomy places the organism in Eukaryota, Metazoa, Chordata, Actinopteri, Clupeiformes, Clupeidae. The record is from RefSeq and is a predicted model, not a curated record. Gene Ontology annotation, biological process: equilibrioception; sensory perception of sound; sensory perception of light stimulus. The coding region runs from base 122 to 1558 and encodes 478 amino acids. The transcript is spliced from 3 exons.
CUCGGGCAUGCCGCUCGCGAGCAGAGGUGCGGGGCUUCUGCCCUAGCCCUUGAAGGUCUCUUUGGGUAAAUGAAUGCGAUAACGGACAGCAGCAUUAUGGAGGUGAGGGAGCGAUUACACCAUGAAUGACAAGUACCAUAAGGCGGCUCGGGAUGGCUACCUCGACCUGCUCAAAGAGGCUACACGGAAGGACCUCAAUGCACCUGAUGAAGAUGGAAUGACACCGACAUUAUGGGCAGCUUAUCAUGGCAAUUUGGAAGCCCUACGAUUAAUUGUUGGAAGAGGAGGGAACCCUGAUAAGUGUGACAUAUGGGGAAAUACCCCACUCCACCUGGCAGCUGCCAACGGCCACCAGAACUCCCUGUCCUUCCUGGUGUCAUUUGGUGCAAACAUCUGGUGCCUGGACAACGACUACCACACCCCACUGGACAUGGCUGCCACCAAGAACCACAUGGACUGCGUGCGCUACCUGGACUCCAUCGCUGCCAAGCAGACGGCCCUCAACCCCAAGCUGGUGGGCAAGCUGAAGAACCGGGCGUUCCACGACGCCGAGCGCCGUAUCAAGGACUGCGUCAAGAUGCAGAGGAAGCACCACCGGCGCAUGGAGCGCAAGUUCCAGAGGGAGGCGCCGGAGGCCUCGGUGUCCGACGCCAUGAGCUUCUCCAGCUACACGGGCAGCAGCAUCAGCCGGAAACUCCUCAACACUGCCACCAUUAGCGUGCCAUACUCCCAGGCUACUCUUCACGCCACAACCAGAGGUAAAACCAAGAUCCAGAAGAAGCUUGAGAAAAAGAAGCAGGGUGACGGGACUUUCAAGAUCUACGAGGACAGCCGCAAGAGCGUCCGCUCUCUGUCCGGCCUCCAGCUGGGCAACGACGUCAUGUUCCUGAAGCAGGGCACGUAUGUGAACCCGCGUGACCGCACGCGCCGCAAUAUCCGCCACAUGUUCCCCUCCGACAACGAGGACGCCAUCUCCCGUGCCAUCAGUGAGCCGGACCUGCACGGCCCCGACAUCGACCACUCAGAGGUCAGCACCGACUCUGGCCACGACUCGCUCUUCAACCGGCCAGGCCUCGGCACCAUGGUAUUCCGCCGCAACUACGUCAGCGGCGGCCUGUUCGACAUCGGCGUGCGCGACGAAAGCAGCCUGGUGGACCUGGAGGAGGCCACGGCGGCGUUCCCCCCCGCCAACCUGCGCCUGCGCAGCCGGUUGCAGCGCCCGCCCAGCGUGGGCGAGGACAGCAUCGGCAGCGCCCGCAGCCUGCAGCAGCGCAACGCCGACGACCUGCCCUGGGACGAGCAGGAGCUGGGACUGGACGACGACGACGAGCCCGAGAGCAACCCACUGGAGGUCUUCCUGGCCGCCCAGUUCAUGAACGAGUUCAUGCCCAUCCUGCGGAGGGAGAAGAUCGAUCUGCAGGCCCUGCUGCUCUGCUCCGACGCUGACCUGAAGGGCAUCCACAUCCCGCUGGGGCCCCGCAAGAAGAUGAUGGACGCCUGCAAGAGACACGUGGAGACCAUCGAGGACCCGGAGGCUAUGGUGGACACAGCACUGUGAGUUAAGACACGAUGUCUCACAAAGAGCCAGUAGCUGCUUUGUCAAAUUCAACCUUGCAGUACAUUAUAUAAAAGGCUUUCAGUACAUGCAUCUGCAUGUAGUUUUAUCACAGUUAUAUGUGAAACUUUAUUAACAUUAUUUAACUUCAAAAUAUGUGAAUUAUUAAACUAACUGUCCUCAUUGACUAGUUAUCUUUGAUCACAUUCAUCAUUAUUGGACUACAAUUUUCUCUGUAAUUUUCCUCAUGGCCUGUUGCGUACUGUCAGCCAUUAUUAGGAAAAUAAGGUGGUGUAAGUUAACAUAAUACAAGAAAUGCUUAAUGAAAGAUGAUUAGUCCAAUGUGCAAUAUCCAGAAAGCUACUUUGUAUUGUAAGUGGUGGAAUCAUGUAUUAGGUAGGCCCAGAGCCGUAUAUAGAGACAUACACUACUAGUCAAAAAGUUUGGACACACACACACUUAUAUGUAGUUUUUUAUUUGAUUCCUACAUUGUUACAACAAUAACUACAACAUCCAAAGUAUGACAGAAGACAAAGGUCUCUAAAAAUAUAUUAUUUCUUUUCAAUUAAAAUCAGUGAAAGACAAGCAGCUAACAAAUGCUCACAAUGUAUGGGAAAUCCAUCAAGGCUGUUGGAAAUCCAUUCCAGCUGACUAUAUGAAGUUGGUUGAGAGAUUGAGCAAAAGAUCUGUACCUUGAAGAAUUGAAAAUAUUGAAAAUGUAGCUUUAUUUACAAUAAAAACCACCUGCUCAGAUCAAUAAAGAUAAAGAAAGAAAAACAUAAAUUUGAGAGUUGGUGUGUCCAAACUUUUGACUGGUAUUGCACAUAUGAUUCAUAAAUCAUUUAGGACAUUCACCUUUGACAUAAUGGCUUCUAUUUAUAUGUUUUAUCUUGUGAGCAUGCAUGUGCUUACUUUAUGUCACACUGUAUACAUUUCUGUCAGCUAACACAUGGUGCAUCCCCAAAAAGCAUGGUGGCAGACGAAUGUUGAAGAAUACUGAUGAGGCUGCCAGUCAAUGAAGGCCAAAUAGACACCCUGGGUAAAAGAGUGAAAAUAACUCGGUAACACUUUACUUUAGGUUUCUACAUAAGAGUGACAUGACACUGUCAUAACCCUGACCCUAACCUGUCAUGACAAAAACCGAAUGACACUUGACAGAAGCGAGUGACAGAAGCGUUUAAAGUAAAGCGAGUAAAGUGUAACCAAUAACUCUCUGAAGUGAUUUGGAGGGUUGUACAGAUUUGGCCCCACUGAGGAGCUUCAGUGUUUUAAUGAAAAGUUGCUUUCAUAUGGCAAGCUUGGAGUCAGCUGUGAAAGUCAAUGUGAUACUUCUGACAGGCUGACUUAUGUGCAGGUGUUAAUGCCAACCCAUUUGAACAUGAAUUGACUUUUAUUUUUGGGACCAGACUUGCUUGUACUAUAAGAGUUAGGAUAAUUAGCGUAUCCAGAUUGAUUCAAUGAACUAUUCAGCAGUGUCUGCAUUUGUGUCACCUAGUGCAGUUAUUUCUACCUCCACUGGAACCUUACAAUUACUUGACAUGGCAUGAGUGCAGGUGGGAUUGUGACUGGUGUCUCCUUUACUUGAGCAUGCCAUAGUCGUCGCCUAAGCCUAGUGUACAUGCUAGUGUCUCUGUCCCUGUAGUAGUGUCAGUUUGUGGAGGAUUUUUUGGUAGGGGGAAUAAGCAUGGUCUAUCUCACAAGUAUCUCACAAUCUGCCAAGUACAUAGACUAACAGAAAAUCCUUUGUGACACACCAGUUCCUGUAUUAUGACAUUGAACUUCAGUCUUUAGCCUUUUUGAAGACAGGAACCUGUACAUCCAUGCAGUAACUGAGAAGGAGUGAUAUGGGAGGAGAGGAAAGUAUGUGGUCAUCUAUCUCUCUCUCUCUUUCUCUCUGCCUUUUCAAUGACCUGUGGCUCCCCCUUCUGGACAUUGUGCAGUGUACAACUCAACUGAUAUAGUGCUUAGCACCAAGCCUCUCUAGAGUGCUGUGAUUCCCAUACACAUAACAGUUGAAAGGAGACACUACAUGUCAAUCUACUAUGAAUUAUAAACCAUUAUAAACAACUUGCCAUGCCAUGUGUAGAAAACAGAAUAAGGUGUUCAUCAUCAAGAUGUUUUAUUAUGUGGAUUAGUGAAGAGCAUGACCAGUGUACCUGAAUUCAAAGGUUUUCAUUUGAACUUGCGAUCACUAACAACUGUUAGUAAUACCGGUAUAUAGCCUGUUAAUAUUUACAAACCAUAUUUCAUUACUUUGCACCAUUAUCUGGUGUGAGGGUGACAGUAUGGCGGUAAUGUUCAAUGAUAGCCCACUCACUGAAACACUUUCUGUAGACAUAAAAGGUUACUAAAGUAGAUUGUCAGCACAACAAUGUUACCUAGAAUUAACAAAGUUUUGUUACUUUAAUUUCCUCUUUAUUCGUGAUCACUUUGGUUGUAAUGGUGGUUUUGUAAUGGUGUCAUAUCUGGGUGGAAUUAUAGUGACUUUGACUAAAAGCUAAUAGGCUGAUCACAAUCAUUACACUGUAAUAAUAUGCCAAAAUCAUUGUAGGUGGAAUGAGCUAGCAGUGCCACAGUUUUAGGCACCAAUGCGAAGCAGGGGAAUAAAUUAUCUACUGCAACUCUCUUUGAAAUGGAUUCGUCAUCCUUUUCAGGAUAACUUUUCAUUCCCAGACCUUUGGCGAAUCACGUAAAGGAGAAAGCUUCUAAAGUGUCAGUUUUAGUUAGGGCGUAGUAGUACUCUCUCAAGUGCCCACUACUCAAUACACAAUACUCAUUGUACUCAGGCCUUGCUUUUUUGUACUAAGCCAGAAAUAAGCCCUUUUCAUUCCACUGAGAAGGAAGUCCACCCAGUUUGCAUGCGAACAUCAGACACAGUUGACCCGCCAGUCUUGGUGUUUGUUUGUUUUCUGUAGUUCAUUAACAGCCUACAAGCCUUCUAUAUUUACAUGGUGUCUGUCAUGGUCUCUGCUAUGUGCAGUUAUUUGAGUGUAAUGUAGCAUUUUACCGCGAAAUGUAACACAUCGUAAUGGCCUGUUGCUUUAGAAGCAUUUGUAAACAAACAAACAACUUGCUAAAGAUGGUUUAUGUAAAUGAGAUUCUCUGUAAAUAGUUGUAUUUAUGAUAUAUGUAUUUUUGUAUUCCAAUACUAAGAGAUAUUGUAACAUGACCAAUUAAUUGCACAAAU